Helianthus annuus (common sunflower) is the source of this 706-nucleotide messenger RNA. RefSeq names its product protein IQ-DOMAIN 1. NCBI's taxonomy places the organism in Eukaryota, Viridiplantae, Streptophyta, Magnoliopsida, Asterales, Asteraceae. Gene Ontology annotation, molecular function: protein binding. Bases 55 to 483 code for a protein of 142 amino acids. The transcript is spliced from 2 exons. The record is from RefSeq and is a predicted model, not a curated record.
AUCAUUUACAGACCAAUAUAUAACUAACGAUCAGCCUGUAUUUAAUUUUAAUUAAUGGCAAAAACACGUAAAUCUUGGUUUGGGAUGAUCCGAAGAAAGUUUCUCGUGUCAUCUCCACGUUCAUCUGAGACCAUUAUCGUCCUCCAUACCAACAAUACCACAUUUUCUCAAGAACAACCACCACCACCACCGCCAUCAACACCUGCAACCAUCCCCGAUGAUCGCGUAUACAAAGGUGAAGAUCCGUCGUUCAAAGAAACCGCGGCCGCUACUAAAAUUCAAGCUUGCUUCCGGCGCCAUCUUGCACGGAGGGCGUAUAAGGCGUUGAGGAGUUUGGUGAAGCUGCAAGCAGUAGUACGAGGCGCAUAUGUGAGGAGGCAGUCUCGUAUAGCUCUUGAAUGCAUGCAUGCUCUUACGCGGCUUCAGGUCGUGGUUCGAGCUCGCCAACUUCAGCUCCUCACUUCUAACCUAAGCUAUAGUUAAGUUGUGUGAUUGUUGAAGGCUUAAAGUUAGAAGCUCAAUCUUAACAUAAUGUGAUUUGUAACCAAUUUGAUAAAUUUCUUAAAUCCGUUACCUCCAUUGUUUGACCACAAUUACCCCUAGCUAGAUGGUACUCAAUGUGGCAGCGGUGAAUAGUUUUUAUCUUAAAACAUAAGCGUGUCGCUCUUUGAGUGAAAGAAUGUACAAUAACCAAACUUGGCAAAUA